Molecule: messenger RNA, 666 nt
Organism: Candida dubliniensis CD36
Lineage: Eukaryota; Fungi; Ascomycota; Pichiomycetes; Serinales; Debaryomycetaceae
Exons: 1
Coding region: 1-666 (221 amino acids)
Biological process (GO): protein import into nucleus
Cellular component (GO): nucleus; cytosol
Molecular function (GO): nuclear import signal receptor activity
Source: RefSeq, a predicted model, not a curated record
AUGAGUAUUUUUGGGGCAGUUUGUCUGGGAAGACCAAUGGUGUUGGCAGAACAAGUUGACCAAACAAAGUUUGUUUUCAAUAUUGCGAACGCCUCCAACAUAUCAUACAUUACCAUUUUCAUCUUGCCCAAUUCGCCCUUUGUCGAUAAUAAUUACACUGCGUUAAUAUAUUUCCAAUUACCCCAAAGUGGAGGUAGCUCACCUGAAUAUAAAUUAUUGGGAGGGAUCAAUCCAAACAAGCCAUCAGCGAUAUAUAAAUUGAACAAUAACACUAACAAAGGUUCGAAGUCAGCCGAUGACAUAGACAUGGACAUGAAUGACGGGGGUCCCAUUGAUUUGAGUGACAAAACUACUAUUAACAUUGGUAUUUCCAUUGAGCCUACAGCGCAAGCAGAGCAGUUGAUCCAACAGUCGAAAUUAUCCAACAGCACAUCAUUGGUGCCUGCAAACAAAACCACGGGAACCAGCUCCGCAGCCACUACAACGAGUCUGCCUAACGAGACUGCAAAGAUGGCAAAUAAGAUUGUUGGGCAUGCUUACAAUUAUUUGGCUAGUUUCAUAGAUGCGUCGGGGAAGGUACCCAUUAAAGCAUUUGACAACUGGUGGGAUAAAUUCAAGACAAAGUUGCAUAACAACCCAAAUUUUUUGAACGAAUUACAAGAAUGA